AGUGGGCGGGGCCCCGCCCCACGCAGGGGGAGUUUGUGUAUUUAGGAGAAACCACUGAGAGGAGAGCUCUGGAGGACCUGGCAGUCUAGAGGGGCCGGGACGCCUCAUUGCUAGCGCGCGUUUCCGUUUCCGUUAGGAUAUUGGCGGUUAGUGAGCAUCAUGGCAACCGUGCCAGCCACGACCAAGGUACCAGAGAUCCGAGAUGUGACGAGGAUCGAGCGGAUUGGGGCCCACUCGCACAUCCGGGGACUGGGGCUGGACGAUGCCUUGGAGCCACGGCAGGCUUCCCAGGGCAUGGUGGGGCAGCUGGCAGCGCGACGGGCGGCCGGUGUGGUGCUGGAGAUGAUCCGUGAGGGGAAGAUUGCGGGACGGGCGGUCCUCAUCGCCGGCCAGCCGGGCACGGGAAAGACAGCCAUCGCCAUGGGCAUGGCGCAGGCCCUGGGCCCUGACACCCCAUUCACUGCCAUCGCGGGCAGUGAGAUCUUCUCCCUGGAGAUGAGCAAGACAGAGGCACUGACGCAGGCCUUCCGGAGGUCCAUCGGCGUGCGCAUCAAGGAGGAGACAGAGAUCAUUGAAGGGGAGGUGGUGGAGAUCCAGAUCGAUCGGCCAGCCACGGGGACGGGAUCCAAAGUGGGCAAGUUGACCCUGAAGACCACGGAGAUGGAGACCAUCUAUGACCUGGGCACCAAGAUGAUCGAGUCACUGACCAAGGACAAGGUCCAGGCUGGGGACGUGAUCACCAUCGACAAGGCCACAGGCAAGAUCUCCAAGCUGGGACGCUCAUUCACACGUGCACGUGACUAUGACGCCAUGGGCUCGCAGACCAAGUUUGUACAGUGCCCCGAUGGGGAACUGCAGAAGCGCAAGGAGGUGGUGCACACCGUGUCCCUACAUGAGAUUGACGUCAUCAACUCGCGCACACAGGGCUUCCUGGCACUCUUCUCAGGCGACACUGGUGAGAUCAAAUCCGAGGUCCGCGAGCAGAUUAAUGCCAAGGUGGCCGAGUGGCGUGAGGAGGGCAAGGCAGAGAUCAUCCCUGGCGUGCUAUUCAUCGAUGAGGUGCAUAUGCUGGACAUCGAGAGCUUCUCCUUCCUCAACCGGGCCCUGGAGAGUGACAUGGCACCUGUCCUGAUCAUGGCCACCAACCGUGGCAUCACCCGCAUCCGGGGCACCAGCUACCAGAGCCCCCACGGUAUCCCCAUCGACCUGCUGGACCGCCUGCUUAUCGUCUCCACAACCCCCUACAGCGAGAAGGACACCAAGCAGAUCCUCCGAAUCCGGUGCGAGGAGGAGGAUGUGGAGAUGAGUGAGGAUGCGUACACGGUGCUAACGCGCAUCGGCCUGGAGACAUCCCUACGCUACGCCAUCCAGCUCAUCACGGCUGCCAGCCUGGUGUGCCGGAAGCGCAAGGGCACAGAGGUGCAGGUGGAUGACAUCAAACGGGUAUACUCGCUCUUUCUGGAUGAGUCACGCUCCACGCAGUACAUGAAGGAAUAUCAGGACGCCUUCCUCUUCAAUGAACUAAAAGGCGAAACCAUGGACACAUCAUGAGCCUAUGGCAUCUUGCCCCCACCUACCCGGCUCCUGUUUUCUACCGUAGCUCUGUUGUUGACUUUGUAUAAAAUGGUUCUGACACUGGA
This is a messenger RNA of Sorex fumeus (smoky shrew), 1640 nucleotides long. It is a transcript of the gene RUVBL2, whose product is annotated as RuvB like AAA ATPase 2. The record is from RefSeq and is a predicted model, not a curated record. Gene Ontology annotation, molecular function: DNA helicase activity; ATP binding; ATP hydrolysis activity. Gene Ontology annotation, cellular component: Ino80 complex; Swr1 complex; R2TP complex. Gene Ontology annotation, biological process: regulation of transcription by RNA polymerase II; chromatin remodeling; box C/D snoRNP assembly. Bases 160 to 1551 code for a protein of 463 amino acids. NCBI's taxonomy places the organism in Eukaryota, Metazoa, Chordata, Mammalia, Eulipotyphla, Soricidae. The transcript has 15 exons.